AUGCACUAUUGGAUUAAUAACAUUUGGAGCAAACGUAGUGAAGAAGUAAAACCGCAAACGGAAGACGAUCAGGUUUUCGAUUAUAAGUUGUUGAAUGAAAAUCCAACAGAUGAAAAUGAUGAAAAUUCUGAAGUAAUUAAUGGUGAUGAUAUUGAGGGUGAGAUUUAUGAAGAAGUUGAGGGUGAUAACAAUGUUUGGGAAUAG
Messenger RNA from Racocetra persica, 204 nucleotides. The record is from the annotation of a GenBank genome assembly. Lineage: Eukaryota; Fungi; Glomeromycota; Glomeromycetes; Diversisporales; Gigasporaceae.